GGGUGAAAUAAAUUUUUUAAAGUUCAUAUAUAAUCAAUAGCUAAAUUAAUAGAUCGAGUUUUCAAGAAAAAUGACUGCCAGAAUGAUCAUCUUUCAGUGGUCGGAGGAUGUAUGCUAAACGUUUCUGAACUUUUGGAGUUUGCUACUUAUCUAUCUGAAAGUAUUGGUAUAAAGUUUCAUUUUUGCACAAUUUGGCAUUAAAUUAUAAGAUUUUUCAGUUUUUAAUAAUUCUUUAUAUCUUAUAUUAGUAUAUGAACAUUAUAUUAUAAUUUUUUUUCAUAAUUUUUUGUUAAGUAAUCUUUCACACAUGAGAAAAGUCUUUGCACGUAAGAAUUAUAUGCGCAAAAGUAAUUCUUUUAAUAUAUAUUGCUCUAAAAUUAUGAAUGAAUUCUCCUCUCUGCUAUGAAUGAAUCUCUUCUCUGUUAAAUCUUUUUAUGAAUGAACUCUCCUCAAUAUUAUCGAAAGUGAUUUCUCUUUAAACUAGAAAUCAUAUAGAAGCUGAAGCGCUCGACAAACCCAUGUCCAUGAAAAACAUACUCCAACAUAGAAGCACGAACCUUUAAACUAAAAAAAUAAAAGAAAAAAAGUCAUCUAUUAAGCCCGCGAGAGAAACCAAACGAUAAAAUUAAAACAAAAGCCUCUCCUCUGCCCGAAUGUUGGGGAAGGACAGCGGGAGAAUCAACUAAAUCACUAAAAUAAAAAAUCAAAUAACCUAUCAAAACAAACAUAAGAAUAAAACUCUACAACUUUCUCUCUUAUUUAAUUUAUUUAAGUGAGAUAUAAUUGAAAAGUUAAUAAAAAUUAUAUUUAUUAGUCUCUGUGAAAAAUCAAAAAUCAACAAUUAUCUCCCUUCGACCCAAAAAUAUAAAUAAAUAAACAAGAAGAAGAAGAUGACGAUGGGCGCCGGUUUAAGCAAAACUACAUUCUAAAUUAGCUACCAUAUUGCUGUUGAAGGGAAGCCAUUUGCAGUGUGGCAAGGACAAAGGCAACUAUUUCAAAUCCCCAAAUGCAUAAAACCCUGAAAAAGCCUUCAUUUUUACCACCCUCCUCACUUUCUCAUGUCUAGAACUCUUCUCUCUCGCAUCAAACCCCUUCACCACCCAAAACCUAAUGCUUCUUCUCGCAUUCCCUUCACACCCCCUGUUAAACAUCUCGUCAGAGACACCAUCCAUAUCAUUAAAACCGACCCAUCAUGGCAAGAAUCUCUGGAAACCCAUUUUGCUGGGGCAGAAGCGCGAGUUUCAGAGAUUGCAAGCUUUGUGUUUGAUCAAAUUCGCGACCCAGAAUUGGGUAUAAAAUUCUUUCAAUGGACAUCAAAACAAUCAGAUGGAAGCAAUUCCUUAGAUGGAUUUGCUUGUUCUUCACUUUUGAAGCUCUUAGCGAGAUGCAGAGUGUUUGAAAAGAUUGAAAAUUUGUUGAAAAUAAUGAAAGCCAAGGAUUUGGUGCCUACAUGUGAAGCUCUGAGUAGUGUUAUUUAUAUGUAUGCAGAUUGUGGCUUGGUUGAUAAGGCUCUUACUUUGUACCAUACUGCUGUUAAUGUCCAUAAUUGUGUGCCCGAUAGUUUUGCUUGCAAUGCAUUGCUUAAUGUGCUGAUAAAAGAUAGAAACGUUGAAGUUGCACGCAAAGUAUAUGACGAAGUGGUCCAUAGAGAUGGAGAUGCUGAUAAUUAUACAAUUUGUAUAAUGGUAAAUGGCUUGUGUAAACAGGGGGAGGUUGAGGAGGGUAGGAAGUUGAUUGAGGAGAGGUGGGGAAACGGAUGUGUGCCGAAUAUUGUGUUCUAUAAUACGCUAAUCGAUGGAUAUUGCAAGAAAGGAGAUAUUGACAGGGCUAAUGUGCUUCUCAAGGAGUUGAAGAUGAAGGGGUUUUUACCUACAGUGAGGACUUAUGGUGCUCUAAUUAAUGGGUUUUGUAAAAAAGGCAAGUUUGAGGCAGUUGAGAGGCUUUUGCUGGAAAUGAAGGAGAGGAGUUUGACAGUUAGUGUUCAAAUUUAUAAUAGCAUCAUUGAUGCUCGAUUUAAGCAUGGUUGCAAAAUUGAAGCAGCGGAGACUGUAAAAUGGAUUAUUGAAAGUGGUUGCGAGCCAGAUAUGGCAACAUAUAAUAUUUUGAUAAGCAGUUCAUGCAGCUAUGGAGAAGCUCAUGAAGCUGAACAACUUCUUGAAGAGGCAAAAAAGAGGAGAUUGUUGCCAAAUAAAUUUAGUUAUACUCCUCUUAUACAUGUGUAUUGUAAACAAGGGGAAUGUGUUAGGGCCUCAGAUUUUCUUAUUGAGAUGUCAGAAAGAGGGAAUACACCCGAUUUGAUUACUUAUGGAGCACUUGUCCAUGGGCUUGUUGUCGCAGGGGAGGUUGAUGUGGCAUUGACAGUUCGAGACAAAAUGUCGGAGAAGGGAGUAUUACUUGAUGCAAAUAUUUAUAAUGUCUUGAUAAGUGGACUUUGCAAGAAAGGGAGGCUACCUGCUGCCAAGCUCCUGCUUGCUGAGAUGCUUGACCAAAAUGUAGCCCCUGACGCAUUUGUUAAUGCCACUUUAGUUGAUGGAUUUAUAAGACAUGGUAGGCUUGAUGAGGCCAAAAAACUCUUUCAGCUCACAAUUGAAAAAGGUAUAGAUCCUGGAGUUGUUGGUUAUAAUGCCAUGAUUAAGGGUUACUGCAAAUCUGGAAAGAUGUAUGAUGCACUGCAAUGCUUUAAAAGAAUGAUAGAUGGAGUUGAUACUCCAGAUGAAUUCACGUAUUCCACAAUCAUAGAUGGGUAUGUAAAGCAGAAUGACUUGCAAGGAGCACUAAGGAUUUUUGGGCUGAUGGUGAAACGGACAUGCAAACCAAAUGUUGUAACAUAUACCUCUCUAAUUAAUGGAUUUUGCCGCAGUAGAGACUUCAAUAUGGCUGAAACAACUUUUAAAGAGAUGAGAUCUUGUGGAUUGGAGCCUAAUGUCGUAACGUACACUAUACUUAUUGGUUGCUUUUGUAAGGAGGGUAAACUCUUAAAAGCUUUCUCCUUUUUUGAUCUAAUGUUGCUAAACAAGUGUGAACCUAAUGAUGUUACCUUCAACUAUCUGAUAAAUGGCUUAACAUAUAGGGCUGAGAUUGCAACUUCUGACAAAAGAAGGUACUCUCAACAGAAUGGGAAUUCUCUAGUCCGGGAAUUUUUUGGAAUGAUGAUAUCAGAUGGAUGGGAUCAGAGGGCUGCUGCCUAUAAUUCUAUCCUCAUCUGUCUAUGCCUACAUAAAAUGGUGAAAACUGCUUUGAGGCUGCGUGAUAAAAUGACGAACAAGGGUUUCUCUCCUGAUCCUGUUUCUUUUGCUGCAUUGCUUCAUGGUCUUUGCCUGGAAGGAAGAUUGCAUGAAUGGAGGAAUGUCAUCCCAUGUAAUUUGAAUGAACAAGAACUCCAAAUUGGUGUCAAGUACUCGGGGAAAUUAGAUGAGUUUCUCUUCCAAGGGCUAACUUCUGAGGCAUCACGUAUUUUGCAUACCUUAGUUGAACAGCUCAAUCUCAAAGAAGUACAUAAUCUUAAAGUCUCAUCAAGAUAGAGGAAAUGAAAAUUGGAUCAGUCAUGCUUUGAACUGAGUUCAUGGAGCUAAAUGUCCUUUUCUAUUAUUCAGAAUGCUUGUUAGCUCCUUGAUUAUGGACUGCCAGAAAUCCAUUUACAUCUUUACAAUCAGUUGUACAAGUGGCCAUUGGAGAUGGCAUCAGUGUUAAUGUGGCAUUCUUCUUGGAGUUUAAUUCUUGUACAGGUGAUGCAUUGAAUUUAUGAUUAGAGACUGCAUUUGUCAAUCUUCUGUGGGCAAUUGAAAUAACGUUAAUGUAUUUGUACAGUGUGGGAAACAAGUUCUGCACCUGGAAGCGAGAUAUUCAAAGGGAUAUUGCUUUUGGAGGUAUGCUCAAAAUACCAUUUUGUCUAGGGAAAGAAGUAAUCCUGAUAACUAGUUCUGUAUGGAGACGACCGAUUUUGACAUUUGAUUUUCUAUUUUGUAUAUUAUCUAAUUUGGGGAAAAGCCCGUGUGCUACCAUAUGUGGAAAAGGAAAAUUGUUAUAAUACCAAAAUAUAAAUACACUGCCAAAAAUCACAUUUUAUCAU
Molecule: messenger RNA, 4069 nt
Organism: Manihot esculenta (cassava)
Lineage: Eukaryota; Viridiplantae; Streptophyta; Magnoliopsida; Malpighiales; Euphorbiaceae
Product: pentatricopeptide repeat-containing protein At1g52620
Exons: 2
Coding region: 1059-3521 (820 amino acids)
Molecular function (GO): protein binding
Source: RefSeq, a predicted model, not a curated record